This is a messenger RNA of Somion occarium, 1415 nucleotides long. The record is from the annotation of a GenBank genome assembly. NCBI's taxonomy places the organism in Eukaryota, Fungi, Basidiomycota, Agaricomycetes, Polyporales, Cerrenaceae.
AGCAGGUUCGCACAGAGCAGUCAAUCAUCGUCUUACCCGUCCCAUUCGCCCAGCUUCUGAAUAGAAGAAGCAUCUGCGAACCGGUACCUUUCAAAUGGCUCUCAAUCCUCUGACCCAGCUCGGCGCAUUCCUCACUCCUCCCCCAGUUAACCUGUCUCCGGAUUACGAUGGUCUUGAGUUCAGAUGGAAGAUGUUCAGCUUCAGGCCUGCUCUGUUCAAGAAUGAGCUCUAUUUCUUGGCUGCGGUCUUGUUCUAUGUUGCGUUCUACUUCAUCGGCAAGAGGAUAAACGAGAAACGCGCCAACGGCUGGUUUGACUCGCAUCUCGUCUUCUUUGGAACCCAGUUCUCCAAACCUGUCCAACCAGGCGGUUUAACCCAAGAUGGAAAUUCCGACUUCUUCGCCUUCUCCACUGGCCGACGCGGCGUCCGUUCGCUACACACGACUUUCACCCUUCGUCCACGUCACGAUCUCUUCCAAUGGGUCUAUCAGUUCGUCUGGGGAUUCGUCCAGCUAGAUUACAAAGUCGGCGAUGAAGUCGAAUUGGAUUUCACUCUUCGCGAGAGUGCGAACAUACCUGAAUGUGUUUGGGCCGUCGUGUCGAAGGAUGAGUUGAAGACUAUCAAGAACAAACGUUGGGAUCUAAACCUCACGAAAACGACUGAGAACCCCAACUUGCCGCCUUCGCUCUCAGUCAUGUCUGAAUUCGCCGAUCUCACGGACACCCUCUUCAAAACUCACGGUCCCCUCUCCCUCCCAACAAUCCUCUCAAAUCCCGCCAUCCAACCCUACUUUCGCUCCCUCUCCAUAACCGACCAACCCCGAACCCGUCCCCAAGUCCCAAUUCCCCCUUCCCAAAAAUCCAAACACGUCAUCCUACACCUCACAGUCCCACCACCAUCCGCUUCCUCACUCACCCUCCCUCUCGUAACCGCAGUCUUCCAACUCAUCGACGUCAUCUCCGCAGAAGGCGGGUGGGGAAUCGGUAAAGGUCCUUCAACGGGAAAGAAUGGUAUUGGGUUGAAUCCCGGCUUGAGACCUGAGACGAGGACGAAGUUGAGAAAAGCCAGAGAAGAGGUGGAUAAGCAGUUAAAGGAGGAGUCUGAGAAGGAGAAGAAGGAAGAGGCUGCAGAGGAGAAAACUGCUGCUAAGAAGAAGGCUGAAGAGGAGAGGGUGUCUAAGCUUAGUGCUGCUGAACAGAAAAAGGCACUUGAACGGGAGAAGAAACGUGCCAUCCGUAAAACUCAGGGCAAGACAAAGAUGCGAUAAUCGAGCUAUUAAGCUAUCAUUGCUUGUAUAUUGCUGGGAGGUGGGGAUACGAAUAAUUUAGUUACAUCUACAUGUACAUUUUGCUUUAGUGCAUUGCUGUUGUUGUCCAUCAUCCGUCCGGUGAAAUAUAUAGUACACUACGAUACCC